UCCUGGGAGCUCCGUCAUCAGCGGAUUCAGUGUUGAUAUCUGUUGUUGUUUAUUUUGAUAGCUAGCACGACCAGUGCAGUUGUUUUCCUAAUUUGUGAUCGAAAAUGUUGUUAACAAUCGCUCUUGAUUGUUUGGAAUGAUCUUGUCCUUUUUUGGGACAGGAGAAAACCUGUAAUUUGUAACCAUGACAACAGCCGCUGCUCUACAGAUUGGAGAUCAGCUGAUCCUGGAAGAGGACUAUGAUGAGAACUAUAUCCCCUCUGAACAAGAGAUCCACGAGUACGCAAGAGAGAUUGGCAUUGAUCCCGACAGGGAGCCGGAGCUCCUCUGGCUGGCCAGGGAAGGCAUUGUGGCCCCACUGCCUCCUGAAUGGAAACCAUGUCAGGACGUGACGGGGGACGUGUACUACUUCAACUUCUCCUCGGGCCAGUCCACCUGGGACCACCCCUGUGAUGAGCAAUACCGCAGCCUGGUGAAGCAGGAGCGCGAACGGACCGGCGCCCAGCCCCGCGGGCCCCCCGCCACUGCCGCUAAAAAGGAGAAGAAGAAGAAGAAAGACAAGAAGGAGAAGAAGAAGGAGAAAAAGAAGGAGAAAGACCCAGAGCUCCUGAAGCCACCAGGAGUGAGUGGGCCUGUUUAUGUUAUUAACACAAUGACACAGUGACUCAUAGAUACCUUGGCACAUUGUAUUUCCGCUGUGUGUAGAUACCUGGAGCUCCA
This is a messenger RNA of Esox lucius (northern pike), 720 nucleotides long. RefSeq names its product centrosomal protein of 164 kDa-like. Gene Ontology annotation, molecular function: protein binding. The transcript is spliced from 4 exons. The record is from RefSeq and is a predicted model, not a curated record. Bases 185 to 664 code for a protein of 159 amino acids. Lineage: Eukaryota; Metazoa; Chordata; Actinopteri; Esociformes; Esocidae.